Heterobasidion irregulare TC 32-1 is the source of this 684-nucleotide messenger RNA. RefSeq names its product carbohydrate esterase family 12 protein. The record is from RefSeq and is a predicted model, not a curated record. The coding region runs from base 1 to 684 and encodes 227 amino acids. NCBI's taxonomy places the organism in Eukaryota, Fungi, Basidiomycota, Agaricomycetes, Russulales, Bondarzewiaceae. The transcript is spliced from 4 exons. Gene Ontology annotation, molecular function: hydrolase activity, acting on ester bonds.
AUGGCAAAGGGAGGUGGAGGUACUAGCACUGAUGGUUGGGGUCAAUAUCUCGCCCAAUACCUGACAGUCCCGGUUGUGAACAAUGCCAUUGCGGGCAGAAGCGCACGAAGCUUCUCCGAUGAGGGCCGUUUCACCACCAUUAUCAACAGCGUGAAAAAGGGUGACUACGUGAUCAUCGAGUUCGGUCAUAAUGACGGCUCCGCUGGAUCCAAGGUGGACAAUGGCAGGCAAGAGGCUGUCGGUGACGGGGUGGACACGACAUCUACCGUGACAACAUCAUCCGGCUCAAAACUUACGAUCCACACAUACAACUUCUACGUUCAGAACGCCGUCACCGCGCUCCAAGCGAAAGGCGCAAUUCCCAUUAUAUCUUCCCAAACCCCGAAUAACAUCUGGACCAACGGUGUUCUCAACGGCGGUUCUCGCUUUGUCGACUACGCGAAGACAGCCGCAUCGCGCACGGGUGUGACGUAUGUCGACCACAAUGCGUUCGUCGCCCAAGCCUACAAUAAACUGGGCGAGACCACAGUCGACACGUUCUACCCCAAGGACCACACACACACUUCGCCGACAGGCGCAAACGUGGUUGCCGAGGCCUUUGUCCGGGGGCUGCUGUGUGGAAGUAGCUCGCUGAAGAUAGAUGUCAAUUCAAAAGGCCAAGCCGCACCCAACGGCUGUAUCUAA